AUGGACCCCGUCCCCAUGCCGUACCUCCCCGCCGAGGUCUGGCUCAUGAUCCUCGAGAGGCUGCCUCCCUCAUUUUUCCAGCAAGAUAUCCGCCGCCUGACCCUCUCAAAACGCUGGUACAGCCUCGCCUUCCCCACCUUCUACACGCGUAUCGAGUUCACACCACGCGUUAUCAGCCGCCUGGUGCACCGCAAGUCUAGAUCCCUCGACAAGUCGCGUGCCCAGCUGCGAAAGUCACUGCGCUCUGUCAACAUUGUUCUCGACGGGCUCCCGGGCGUCAAUGGCAGUAGCCGUAGCGGCGGGGGCGGCGCGGACAUCGCAUGCUUCAACACACCCGCCAACCUCGCCCGGUUCUGCGUGAUGCUGCUCGAGUUCCGCGAGCUCAAGGAGGUGCGCUUCGCCGCACGGUGGCCGAACCGGGCGUGGCGCGCCGACCCGCUGCAGGGCAACUACCUGCACCUCCGCAGCGUGGAGCCGUACCUAACCCUCCUAACGCACGUCACGGCGCUGGACCUGGACCUGUGCGGCACCGACGUGGCGGGCGACGCGGCGACGACGGCGCUGCACUUCUGCGGCCACGUGCGGCCUCUGCUGUCGCGCCUGCGCUCCCUCCGCCUGCGCAUGCGCAGCAUCUGCCACCUGGCCCUGCGCCCGCUCGACGACGGCCGCCCCGUCACGCUCGCCGAGCUGCGCCUGAGCCUGUACCUCGGCCGCGUCUCCGAGAACAACCCCAAGCUCAACGCGAGCCGGACUUGCCCCUACUGGGCCUCGUGGGAGCGCACCGUGCCGAUGGAUGAGAUGCGCGCGCGCAUGAGGGCGUUGGUGAAGCAGAUGGUCGAGCCCAAGCGCGCCGAGCUGGUGCAUCUAGCGCCGAGCGGGGAUGUGCAUGUGUGGGAUGCGUCGACGGGUGUUUGCGUCAAGGACGAGUCCGAGAAGCCCAUGAAGUUUCAUCCGUACUUUGAAGGGAAGCGCUCGCGGUCGUGCUUCCAUAAGCACGCGGAUGAUUGGCAAUUUGAUGACGAGGUUGGUGUUGGGGGUAUAUUUACUUCGUACCCAGACGAAGAAUCCGAUGAAGACGAAACAUGA
Chaetomium globosum CBS 148.51 is the source of this 1086-nucleotide messenger RNA. RefSeq lists its product as uncharacterized. The record is from RefSeq and is a predicted model, not a curated record. Bases 1 to 1086 code for a protein of 361 amino acids. NCBI's taxonomy places the organism in Eukaryota, Fungi, Ascomycota, Sordariomycetes, Sordariales, Chaetomiaceae. The transcript has a single exon.